UUUUUUUUUUUUUUUUUUUCAGAGUGUCCUUGCUUCCACCACCUGCUCGCUUCUCAAGGCCUCUCCGCCCCAUGCUUCUCCCCUCCCCUCAUUUCCCUCUCCCCAUCCUCUCCUCCCUGUCUGUACAGCCAUACUCUUCUUUCCACCACAUGCUGGCCUCUGAAGGCCUCCCUGCCCUGCUCCCCCCCCCCGCCCCUGCCCUCCUGGCCCUCCCCCUCUCCUCUCCGUCCACCACCCCUUGCACACCUGUAACUGUUCCUCCAUACGAGCCUCCCCUUCCUUCCACCACAUGCUGACCUCUGAAGGCCUACUUGCCGUGCUCUCCCCCUUCCCCUUCGUGCCCUACCCCCACCCCUUGCACCCCUGACGCUGUUCCCAGUCCAUACGAGCCUCCCCUUCCUUCCACUAUAUGCUGGCUUCUGAAGGCCUCCCUCCUGCCUCCGUACGAGCCUACCCUUCCUUCCACCACAUGCUGGCAUCUCAAGGCCUCCCUGCCGUGCUGCCUGGAGUGAAGACACUGGAGGAAGGAGUGGCAGUGUAUCGUCGGUUCUACUCCGAGGAGAAGGAGCAGCGAGCUGGAGUGCUUGCAAUAAGAGUGGGCCCUGCUAUAACGGGGGCCGGAAAGGAGGAGGGUGUUUACCAGGCAUGCGGAUCUGCUGACGUGGAUGGACGUCAUGCUGAUGUGGAAUCUCAAUUGGGCUCGCUCAUUCAUCGAAUCCUUGUCGCCAUGGGUCCAGGUGGCGUGAGCCGAUUGGUGGGGAUGCGAGUGACUGAGGGGACCGUGCUGACUGCCCUUCCCCCCUCUAGCUCGGCUCUCCUUGCGUCGUUUCAAAAACCCGUGGGGGCGGAGUCCAAGGGAGGAAGCAGCGGCAGAGGCAGGCACGGCGGGAAAUGGUGCAGAAGCAAGUAGAGCAUAGAAAGCAACAGCGAAAGAAGCAGCAGGAGCAGAGAGAGCAGGAGCAGAGAGAGCAGGAGCAGAAGGCCAGACUAGAUAUAUGUGCAUCAGAGUGCGAAGAGUGCUGCUGCUGCAGACGAGAGCCAGAAACAAGCCAAUCCGAGAGGAGUGAGGUGUGCGUGUGCAGGGGCGCGCUGGGGACGUCUGAAGGGCAAUCAGCUCACUUGGAGGCGUCUCGGGUGCAGGCCUCCGAAGGGCCGUCUCAGUUCACUUGCACGUGUGGAGGAGGAUGUCAGUGGGCGUCAGACAUGGGUCCAUCUACAGGAAGAGGUUCGGAGGCAUCAUCGAUGGCGCCAUGCACCACUGGUGACAUGCACAUGGUGCCAUGCACUACUGGUGACAUGCACAUGGUGCCAUGCACCACUGGUGACAUGCACAUGGCGCCAUGCACCUGCAGAGGAGGACGUUUGGAGGCAUCAUUGAUGGCGCCAUGCACCACUGGUGACAUGCAGAUGGUGCCAUGCACAUGCACCCGAGGUGCAGGAGGAGGGUCCGCUCACGAUUGUGCUCUUGACGAACUAGUGCCAGCUCCCUCACGACAUAUUCAUAGCCACUCACAAUCAGCACUUCUGAAGCCGCAUCCGCGGGCCCACGUGGAGGCACUUACAGUGGAGCCAGAGCCCUGUCGAAACACUACCAAACUCAACCAGCAGUCUGCUCACACGAUCCAGAAUCACCUGCAGGCUCUCUAGCCACUCACGCCCAACCACCUUUAACUUCAAGCGUCCUUCCCCGAGGCAAUGUGGAGGCACUCCCAGUGGGAGCUGGGCUGCUGUCAGAGCACUGCUGCACACAGCGACCAGCAGUGGGCGACUCAGAAGCACCUACUGCCGUAGGGCACACACUGCAACCAGCACCCUCGAGGCCUCAUCCCCGAGCCAACGUGGAGGCACUCACAGUGGGAGCCAGGGCUCUGUCGAAGCACUGCCACCGGGGGCGUGAGGGAUUUUGGGGCGAUGCUUCUGGACCAGAUGCAAAGAAGAACCAGCACGCCUUGGCGUGUGUCAAGAACCUAUUAGACAAUGCCACGUGGAUGAAUGUGCAUGCCUUGCCGCACGACCUGCCAGUGUUUGAAUUGCGGGAAGCCUGAAGGGUACGGGGCGAGAUGGAGUGCAGAUGGCUCACAGUUCCGAGGAUUCCUCGAGCCUCAGAUGCCUGAUGGCCAUGAGAGGAGGUGGCGACACUGACACUACAACAUUGCACAGGGGGGCACCUCAAGUGCCGCAGUUCCGAGGAUUUCUCAAACCUCGGAUGCCUGAUGGGCAUGAGAGGAGAUGGAGGCGCUGAUGACACUGCAGCAUUGCACGGGUGGGGGGGGCACUUCAAGUGCCUCAGUUCCGAGGAUUCCUGGAGCCUCAGAUGAUGCCUGGUGGGCAUGAGAGGAGAUGGAGGCACUGAUGACAGUGCAGCAUCACUGGGCAACAUCAUCACGUCACUCACACAUACGCAAGAGGCUCUUCUUGCCCCUUUCACUGGGAAAAAGGUUCAGAUGCCCGAUGGCCAUGAGAGGGGAUGGAGGCUCUGAUGACACUGCAGCAUCGCUAGGCUACGCCAUCAUCCACACAUGCGUGCGGGGGUUUUAUUGCCUCUUGCAAUGGAACAGGGGCCUCGGGGCUUUGAGACGGGAUGGGGCAGUUGACAACACCGCGAUAUUUCUAGGCUACACCAUCAACCACACAUGUGUGGGGGUUUUCUUGCUUCUUUCAAUGGAACAGGGGCUCGUCGCUCGAUAGCCAUUUGUGGAGAUAGUAGGAUUGGUGAUAAUACGACGUUUCUCGGCUGUGUCGUGUAACU
Messenger RNA from Closterium sp. NIES-67, 2749 nucleotides. Lineage: Eukaryota; Viridiplantae; Streptophyta; Zygnematophyceae; Desmidiales; Closteriaceae. The record is from the annotation of a GenBank genome assembly.